AUGUCUGCAGCUGCCUGGCGUCAGUACUUUACGUACAACCGGUACACUUCCAUCUGCGCCCGCGCGACCCGUCAGGCGCUCAAGGAAGAGGAGCGCGUCAAGGCCGAACGUCGCGGUGCACAGGCGCUCCGUUUCCAGGAGUGGAAGGACGGCAAGGCAGGCGACAUGCACAACAUGGGUGAUGCCGCCAAAAAGAACGACGGUGGAAAAGCUCCUGUGUAG
Messenger RNA from Acaromyces ingoldii, 222 nucleotides. RefSeq lists its product as hypothetical. Lineage: Eukaryota; Fungi; Basidiomycota; Exobasidiomycetes; Exobasidiales; Cryptobasidiaceae. Gene Ontology annotation, cellular component: mitochondrial inner membrane. Bases 1 to 222 code for a protein of 73 amino acids. The record is from RefSeq and is a predicted model, not a curated record. Gene Ontology annotation, biological process: proton motive force-driven mitochondrial ATP synthesis. Gene Ontology annotation, molecular function: proton-transporting ATP synthase activity, rotational mechanism. The transcript has 3 exons.